AUGGAGGAAGCGCUGCUCUCCACGCCCAUCAACCCCAAUAACUUCCCAGCCAAGCUGUGGCGGUUGGUGAACAGCCCGCGGUACCGCUCCAUCCGCUGGGACGGGCGCGGCGAGGGCCUGCUCAUCGACCAGCCGCUCUUCGAGGCAGAGCUGCUGAGCCCGCCGGGGGCUGGCGGUGGGGGUGGCGGCGGGGGCGGCGGGGGCGGCGGCGGGGCCGGAGGGGCCGAGCCCGAGCUCUUCAAAACCACCAACUUCACGAGCUUCAUCCGUCAGCUCAACCUCUACGGUUUCCGCAAGGUGGUGCUCGGGGGGCCUGGACCGGCGGGGCCCGGGCCGGGGCCUGGGGGGGGUGGGCCGGCGGGCGACGGGCCCCUGCACCACUUCCACAGCCCGCACUUCCGUCGGGAUCAGCCCCAGCUGCUGGUGCACCUCAAGCGCCUCACCAGCGCCAACAAGGCCAAGCUGGCGGCCGGCCUCGAGGUCUCCUGUCGCCCGCCCAACCGCUUCCAGAGGCUGCUGCUCACCUCGGCCUCGGCGUCGGCGUCGGCCUCCACCUCCCCGCUGCAGCACCAGGAGCCGCCGCCGCCGCCACCCCCGCCCUCGGGGGCCCGGCCUGAGCCUCAUGGACCAGUGGCCGUAGGACAGUUUCACCGGUCAUUCCGGCGAGAUAGUUUGUCUCCUUAUUCCUACGUAUCAACUUCAUCCCACAACCACAGCACUUUCCCGCUGAAAGGUUUAGAUCGGACCCCGAUCCCUCCUAGAACGUGGCAGAACUCCCUUGGGAUGCACCCAGGACAGGUGGAGACUUCCCCCACUUUCUCAGAUAAAGGGGUUCCAUUUCCUGUACUGCAGAGGUUUCCAACUGAGGUUACGUAUACCCUCCAGCCCAGCGCCACAUCUGUUCAUGUUCAGCAAGGGCCUCAAACAAUGGUCAGCUCCUCCCAGAAAUAUAGUAACUACACACCCUCAGCGCAGUACUCCCAAGCCUACUAUCCAACAGCUGUACUACAGUGCUGCUCCCCAUCUACCCACAUGGAUGCCCUAAGUAGCUGUGUCAGUCCCACUGCCUCUUCCUAUGCACACUGCAAUUAUUUCCAGAAUCCGCCAAUGCAGUCUUCCUAUCCGGUUGAAUUUCUACCAUCUAACUGGCCAUGUGCUGCUACUGAUGAAAAUAAGAAAACUGAAGUAAACUUGGAAGCUGUCUUUCAAAUUGUAGAUGAGCUGCAUUCAUCCCCUAAACUGGAGAUGGUAAAGGUAGAGCCUGUAGAAAACCAGGGGCCAACUUCCCAGUCUAACAGGGGUCAACAUAUUCUGGCAAAUCCAAGCAAUAGCAAUGCAUCUUCCACGAGUCAGACUAGCCAGCUGGAGCCGCUUACUCCAGUAGGUUCAGAUAUUACAUCAUUUGUGGUUGGAACAGAACAAGCAAUUACCUGCUCUCUGCCACAGUCACCUGAAUAUAUCUAUACCAUCCACACUGCUCAGCCUGUUGAAAAUACCACUGCAAUAACAGUUCAGGAACCUGCAGGAGCCAUCCAGCAAGCUCAUGUAAAACUGAAGGAACAGCUGAGUCAUAAUCCAUCUCCAUCAUCAGUAGUAUUUGUACAGGAGGGGCUACCAUUCAGUGCACAUCAGGUGGAUGCCAGUAUAAAGUGCCAGACCAAUCCACCUGAGAAUAUCCUGCCUUCAGAGCAGAUGGGAUUCCUUAUUUCAGAUAUGGGGCCAGCCAGCAAACCUAGUAAAGAUACAGGUUCAUCCACCCCAGCCAGAUACAGAGAGCGAAGAAGCAGCUCACAGCAGGGAAAGUCCCCUGAUCUCCAUCUGCUGGUGGAUGUGGCUUGCAAGCAGGAGCACUUUCCAAAGGAGGAAGAAUUAAAAGAGUGA
Dromiciops gliroides (monito del monte) is the source of this 1881-nucleotide messenger RNA. It is a transcript of the gene HSF5, whose product is annotated as heat shock transcription factor 5. Gene Ontology annotation, biological process: regulation of DNA-templated transcription. The record is from RefSeq and is a predicted model, not a curated record. Bases 1 to 1881 code for a protein of 626 amino acids. Gene Ontology annotation, molecular function: sequence-specific DNA binding; DNA-binding transcription factor activity. NCBI's taxonomy places the organism in Eukaryota, Metazoa, Chordata, Mammalia, Microbiotheria, Microbiotheriidae. The transcript has 6 exons.